GUCCUGUGCAGACUUGAGUGAGCCCCGGAGAGGAGAUGAUGCCGGUGGUGAUUCUGUUGGAGCUCUUUUGGUGAUUUUUUUUUUCCAGGGUUUAUUUUUUCCCCGUUUAAACAAACAGAAAACUAGACUCAGAGAAAUGUUGAUGCAACAGCACCUCUUCUCUCCGCGCUUUGUUGAUCUGCUUGCCGUCUGCCCAGCAUCAGCCCGUUUUGGGGGGAUUUAAGCGACAGAGAGUGUGCUGCGCCGGCUGUGCGCUCUGCGGCUCUGGUGCACUGGAUCUUCUUCCUCGCCGCUUUAAUUCACACAGAAGGAUGAUCAGUUCUUUGCGCCGACAGGAAUAUUACUACUUCAGCUGUCACUACUCUUAUCCACUUCUUUGCCCCGGCCAGAUCGCAGUCUAAGGCGCCCCGGUCCCCUGAAGGGAAGAAGAAGCAUGUCAGAGGCACCUGUGUUGCACAUGGAAAUGAGCCGUCUGCUGCUGCUGCUGCUGCUGGACUCCAGCCUCUAAACUAAAGAGAUUAUUCCCAAAAUAACAGAAGAAAUUGGAUCCUAAGAGUUUCCUUCUGACCAGCUGAGAAUUCCUGUAGCUGCUUAACCAGCUCUAUGAUUUUCUGACUUCCCAAGCCUUUGAUUUUGGCAUCUGACUAAGAGGUGAUUAGAGAAAUCCCCCAGACCCUGUCAGAAACUCCGAAUCAGCACACUUAUACACUGAGAUGACCCAAGAACAGUGCACUCAUAGGAACAAUGUCCAGAGUUCAGAGAAACCACAAGUGUACAAAGUGGGAAUAUACGGCUGGAGGAAACGCUGCCUUUACUUCUUCGUCCUGCUGCUGAUGAUCCUGAUCCUGAUCAACUUGGCACUAACUAUCUGGAUCCUCAAAGUCAUGAACUUCACCAUAGAUGGGAUGGGAAACCUCAGAAUAACAGAGAAGGGCCUGAAACUGGAGGGGGACUCUGAGUUCCUCCAACCCCUCUAUGCCAAAGAAAUCCAGUCCAAACCAGGCCGCCCACUGUUCCUGCAGUCAUCCAGAAAUGUGUCCGUCAAUAUCGUCAACAGCAACAACAAGCUGCUCACACAGCUCGUCACAGGAUCCAGUGGAUUUAAAGCACGAGGCAAGAUGUUUGAAGUGAAAUCCACCUCUGGGAAGCUCCUGUUCUCCGCCGAUGAGCAGGAGGUGGUGGUGGGCGCAGACCGGCUCCGAGUGAUGGGGGCCGAAGGAGCCGUGUUCAGCAAAUCAGUGGAGACGCCGCAUGUCAGAGCUGAGCCGUUCAAAGAGCUGCGGCUGGAGUCUCCUACCCGCUCUCUGCUGAUGGAGGCCCCGAAGGGAAUCCAGAUCCUGGCUGAGGCCGGAGACAUCCAGGCCAUCUGCAGGAGUGAGCUGCGACUGGAGUCCAAAGACGGAGAGAUCUCGCUGGAUGCUCAGAGGAUUCGGCUGUUGCAGCUGCCGGAGGGGAAGGCCUCCACCAGCUCCUCGUCCUCUGGGACCAGGCAGACUGUCUACGAGGUUUGCGUUUGCCCCAACGGGAGGCUCUUCCUGUCCCAGGCUGGCACCGGAUCCACCUGCCAGAUCAGCAACAACGUCUGCCUCUAGGACUCAUACGUACAAAAAUAAACAAACGCAUCCUGAAAGAGAGACGGGCUAAACAGACAGAUGUACACAUAUCGCCUGCCUUUAGGACUGAUUCACAGAUAACACGUACAGAAAUACAAAGACUGCCAGAGCUGAUGGACAAACAAUCAUAGAUACUGUACUUACACACUGAUGGAAACACUUUACAAUCACAGACUGAUGUUUAGGCCCAAACGAUAUGUUUUAAGCUCCUGACAUGUUCCAGUUUAAUGCAACCUUUUUCUUUCCCUUAAUUUCCUGAGUUGAAGUCGAUCAUCAUGAGAACCUAAAAGUCUCCGCUAAGCUCUUCACACGUAGAGAUCAUUACAUGAACAAAAAGAAACAAAGUUAGGUUUUUUAAUACAGCUGAGGUCUCCGUCACAUUGGGAAUAAACUGACUCUAUUUAACAAAAGGCCAGUAUUUGUAAUAUAUCUGUGUGAUCCUAACAGUCAUACGCAGAGAUCUGUAAUCACACCACACAUAUUUUAACACGUGAACAUGGUACACACACACACACACUUUGCUUGUAGAAGCCUCCUGGUAGAAACUAAAAGGAGGAUCUCCAGAGAGUUACUGAGAGACGCUGACGUGUUCCCUUUCUCUGUCAAGAGCAUUUCAGUACGAGAAUCACUAGGGUGAUCACCUCCUUUCUUCCUCUGCCUCCAUCUUCUCUUUCCUUCCCUGUAGCUUGCUUCAGUUGAGGUUUUAAAGUUCACACCAGUGGUUCUCAAACUAGAGGGUGGGCGCUAAUUUAGAGAAAUGAUUUUUGAAGGGAAGGACGGCCUGGAAAGACUUUUGUUUCACAAAGAUUCCACUUGGAUCCUUUUAUUUUUGAUGUUUGAUAUAAAACAAAUACACGUAUAUGCAUCCAAAAACUGUGGGGUCCUAACAUUUUUCAGCCUUUGAAAGAAAGUUUGAGAACUACUGAUGGCGAAUGUUCCUAGAGUUCGAUCGGGACAUAAAACGAACGCAAAGACUUUCAAAACACUUUAAGUUCAACAGCAUUUACAGCGUGCCUCUGUCACAGUUCCUUUAUGAGUUUGUUUGAUUUUGUGGGGAUAUGUUGAUGCUAAAUUGUGACAGUAAGACCGUGUGCAAGUUGCUAUGCUUAUCAGACUGUGAAGCCAUGUUCAUGUCAUAUUGCCUUUACUCAGCUGAGCUUCUGUUCGCUUCUUUCCAAAAAAAUAUUUGGCUUCAAAGAAACAAACUGCAUGUUCUGCAAAGUGCUCGGUUUGUUUUCUUCCAAAGCAAAUCUUUUCAUAUUCUUUGAAUUUGCAGAAUUUUUAUUAAAUAUAUAAAAAGUUUUGUCCUUCAACGGGAUGCGAAGGGAUUCCUUCACAUCCCGUUUAUUAUCUCAGAAUUCUGAGUUUUUCUCGGGACCCUGAAGUUAUUUUCUCUUCAAUGUAGAUAACUUUACCUUGAGAUCAGCCAGUCUAGAAAGUACGCCACAAUAUGGUCACCUGCAGUCCAGCAACCAUCAACUGCCAGCGUAGUUACUCUAGUCUCCGUCAGAGUCAAUCUAAGUGAGCCAAAAAAGAGAAAUUAGGGGUGUUCCAGUUGAAACAGUUAAAAUAAUUGUGCAUCUGGACAUCCUAAAAUAUGUCAAAGAGCGAUGUUUCAAGUGGAAGAACAUGUUAGUGCGGUGGCCUCAUGCUUCAGGUGAUCCUGAACGGUAAGGCCAUAGCACGCUGAUCCCGUGGUUACGUUUUUCUCACGGAAAUCAUUCCCUUAACAUUCAAAGCAUAAUAAAACCACAUCAGGAACAAUCAUGUUUUCCACAUGGGUGUAGUGGUUGGGGGUGGCUUUUAUUUAUAUAGCACCAAACCACAAUAAGAGUGACCUAAAAGCAUUUUGUGUUAUAAGAAAACUCAUCAAAAUUCCAACUUUUGUUCUCUAAAGUUGGAAUUCUGAUCUUUUUAUUCCUGUUCUCUGCCACAGGGUCCAUUAACGUCCAGAGCGUUGGAGUUUUAGAUUGUGUUAGAAGGUCUCUGGUUCAGAUCUCCAGUCUAGACUCACUUUGUCGGCCUAAUCUUUUAAUCUUAACUCUUGUAUUCCUGAUGAUAUGACAUGAACAAGGCACCAGAGGCUGAAGCAUUGAUCUGUUCGAAAUCUUUAAACAUUUAAAGCAAACUGUGUUAACUUUGAAUUCUGUGGAUAUUUUGUUUAAUCUCAUGUAUUGAUUGUAUGCUAACUGUUGUUGUUGCCUGCAUAAAUUCUGACCCCUGAAAA
Molecule: messenger RNA, 3840 nt
Organism: Neolamprologus brichardi
Lineage: Eukaryota; Metazoa; Chordata; Actinopteri; Cichliformes; Cichlidae
Gene: sgcd
Product: sarcoglycan, delta (dystrophin-associated glycoprotein)
Biological process (GO): cardiac muscle tissue development; heart contraction
Cellular component (GO): sarcoglycan complex; sarcolemma
Source: RefSeq, a predicted model, not a curated record